Truncatella angustata is the source of this 1482-nucleotide messenger RNA. RefSeq names its product Six-hairpin glycosidase-like protein. Gene Ontology annotation, biological process: polysaccharide catabolic process. The coding region runs from base 1 to 1482 and encodes 493 amino acids. Gene Ontology annotation, molecular function: chondroitin hydrolase activity. The transcript is spliced from 4 exons. The record is from RefSeq and is a predicted model, not a curated record. NCBI's taxonomy places the organism in Eukaryota, Fungi, Ascomycota, Sordariomycetes, Amphisphaeriales, Sporocadaceae.
AUGGCGCCAACAAGAAAACGUGCUCGAUAUCAUAAAGAUGAAUUGAUAAUUGAAGAGUUACCUGAUAUCAGCCUUCUGACUCCCAAAGAAUCUUCAGAUGUCGAAGCAACCACUUUAUCAGAUGUGCCACCGCCAACAGAGCUCAGUAUUGGUGCAAUACAUCAUCUUUACUCUAAUUCGACUGUUGGGAAGCUCUGGGGUAUUGCCACGAAAGCACUUCAACAGCCUAAGCCGCCUAUUUACUUUCCCGAGUAUACGAAACCUGGAGGCACCAAAUACGUAUACAGAGAGCUGGACUUUUGGACUUCAGGGUUCUUCCCCGGGUCACUGCAUCUGCUCCUCGAGCGGCAGCGCAACUUCAAGGCGACCGGAGUUCAUGAGCAACACCUUGAAUUUGCAUGUAGAUGGUGGACCGAGAGCUUGCACCAGAACGCGCAUCUCAGCACGACGCACGACCUUGGCUUCAUGAUUGCACCAUGGGCAAAGGUGGCUUGGGAUCUCAACCACGACUAUAGAGCAUUAGAAACCAUGAAAACGGCUGCGAAAACAUUGCAUGGUCGAUUCAGCAAAAAUGUAGGACUUAUUCGAUCUUGGGAUACUUGCGUCACAAAACGAUAUGAGUUCUUGGAUCCAGAUAACGAAUUUCUAACUGUAAUAGAUAAUAUGAUGAAUCUCGACCUCCUCUUCUACGUAGCGCAGCAAACCGGCAACGGCGCGAUGUACGAAGCGGCUGCCCAGCAUGCGCGCACUACGCAGCAGAACCAUAUCCGAGAUGACUUCUCGACCAUCCACCUAGUAACUUUUGAUCCAAACACAGGGGGUGUAAGGGAGCGUCUAACGAACCAGGGAUAUACAGAUACCUCAUGCUGGACGCGUGGACAGGCAUGGGCCAUCGCCGGCUUCGCGGAGACAUAUAAUUGGACGCACGAUCGCUCUUUCCUUGAGACCGCAGUCAAUUGUGCAGACUAUUUUCUGCAUCGUCUGCCGGAAUCUGGAGUUCCUCCCUGGGAUUUCGAUGCCGAAGACGACGCCAAGCGCGACGGUAAGACUUCGCAAGCUCCUGACGUCAGCGCCGCCAUGAUCACGGCUUAUGGCCUCCUGCUCAUCCACAAAGCCCUCGUUUCCCUGGGGAAACCCUCCAAAUACCUCAAUCAUGCAUUACGCUUGGUGAAUGCUGUUGCUAUGCACCACAUCAACCCGCCAUCUUCAUUCAUUGAACACACGGAGCGGAUUGAGAUGGUUGAGCGACCUACAGAAGACGUGGUGACCGUCUCCGUCGAGCCUGGCGGUGCCGAGACAAUACUGAAUGGCGCUACCAUCAACAAUCAUGAAUUCGCGCCAAGAAGAUGGGCUAAUCAUGGCCUGGUCUACGCGGAUUACUACUUCCUACUUGUCGGCAACGAGCUUCUGAAGAUGGACGUUGGGGGCCUUGUUGGUCGUGUUACCCCAUUUAAAGCAGCACCGAGUCAAAUGCGAUCAUAG